This is a messenger RNA of Striga hermonthica, 1362 nucleotides long. NCBI's taxonomy places the organism in Eukaryota, Viridiplantae, Streptophyta, Magnoliopsida, Lamiales, Orobanchaceae. The record is from the annotation of a GenBank genome assembly.
AUGGACGAUUUCCUCAAGGAAUUUUUCCCGAGCAUAUACCGUAGAAAGCAGCAACAUCUCAAAGAAACGGAUUACUGCAAAUACGACAAUCAGAUCCUAACUCUCUUCACAUCCUCCCUUUACUUUGCUGCCUUGGUCUCAACUUUUGGGGCUUCGUACGUGACCCGGAAUAAAGGCCGUCGAGCAAGCAUCAUUUGCGGCUCGAUCAGCUUCUUCAUGGGAGCAAUCCUCAAUGCCGCCGCGCAAAACAUCGCUAUGCUUAUCAUCGGCCGGAUACUUCUUGGCUUCGGCAUCGGAUUUGGCAACCAAGCGGUCCCGUUAUACCUCUCGGAAAUGGCGCCAGCAAAGAUCCGUGGAGCCAUCAACCAGCUCUUCCAGCUCACGACAUGCCUCGGCAUACUAAUCGCCAAUUUCGUGAACUAUGGAGUCGAGAGGAUCCACCCGUGGGGGUGGAGGCUUUCUCUCGGAAUGGCUGCGGUCCCGGCCACGUUCAUGUUCGUCGGGGGACUUUUCCUCCCGGAGACUCCCAACAGCCUCGUCGAGCAAGGGAGACUCGAGGAGGCCCGACAAAUUCUAGAGAAAGUCAGGGGAACCCCGAAAGUCGAGGCCGAGUUUCAAGACCUUAUUGAUGCAAGUAAUGCAGCAAAAGCGAUUAAGCACCCGUUUAGAAACCUUCUGGAGAGGAAGAAUCGGGCCCAGCUUGUGAUCGGGGCACUUGGGAUUCCGGCUUUCCAGCAGCUGACCGGGAUGAACUCGAUCCUUUUCUACGCGCCCGUCAUUUUUCAAAGCCUCGGGUUCGGGUCGGGUGCUUCUCUAUAUUCGUCGGCUAUUACGAGCGCAGCUCUGGUUCUAGCCACAUUGAUAUCCAUGGCGUUUGUCGAUCGAUUCGGGAGGCGGGCCUUCUUUUUGGAAGCAGGGUUCGAGAUGAUAUGCUGCUCGGUUGCGAUCGCGAUUACCCUUGCCCUGAAGUUCGGGCAAGGGGAGGUUCUGCCGAAGGGGAUUGGCAUCUUCUUGGUGGUGGUGAUCUGUAUAUUCGUGCUGGCCUACGGGAGGUCGUGGGGCCCGCUCGGGUGGCUGGUGCCGAGCGAGCUGUUCCCCCUCGAGACGAGGUCGGCUGGGCAGAGCAUGGUCGUGUGUGUCAACAUGAUCUUCACGGCUCUUAUAGCGCAGUGCUUCUUAGCAGCCCUCUGCCACCUCAAAUACGGGAUCUUCUUGCUGUUUGCGGGCCUCAUCUUCAUCAUGAGCUGCUUCAUAUUCUUCCUGCUGCCUGAGACGAAGCAGGUCCCGAUUGAGGAGAUCCAUCUGCUGUGGCAGUCUCACUGGUUCUGGAAGAGGUACUGUGAUGGGAAAAUGGAGAAUUAG